AUUGCAGAACCUGAUUCUCUAUUAAUUUUCGUUUUUACUCACUUUCAUCGGUUUUUCCUUCGCCUGUAUUCGGUGGCGACUCAAAGAUCCUGCGUAAUCAGUUGCAAAAACUGAUAGAUCACUCGUUGGUCAUCAUGCAAGUGGCUUCGGUUUCUGAAAAGCGAAGCACUUUCGAGAAGACAAAAAAUAAAAGGUACUACAUCUAAAACAUUUCCCCUUCACUAAAUGUCGAAAGCCAACAAGUCUUCAAGUUCCUCGUCGUCCUUGGUGUGCUACCUGGGUACCUUUUCUUUGAUCGCGUUUGCUGCCUUUCAGCUGCACCUGCACUACGGCUCUAGUGUGAUUGCGAAUCUGUGUACGGCGCUGGCAAGCGACCCGUUAUUAGGCAAUAGCAGCGGAACCACCGGUACAGCAGGGUAUUCCUCUGCAAAUACUGCUCUCACCAAAAAGAUGGCGGCAGACACCACGGCGCUCGCGAAGAAGUAUUUUGAGGCCUGGAAUGCCCAGGACUUGGACAAACUCGGCGAACUUUUUGCCGACGAUGUCGAGUUGCGCGACUGGGACAUUGCCAAGUCCGGGAAGAAAGACGUCGUCGACGCGAACGGUACCGUUAAUUUCAUUUUGCCGUCUCAGUUUUUUGAAAUGUCGCAUGGAUUUUUUCCCGGCAGCAGAUAUGUAAAUUUCGCCCCGCGGCGUGCUCAUCAAUUCCUGUUGUUUUUUCAUCCUAUCAGGUGGCAUUUUCAAAGCCGUCCCUGCCAUCAAAGCCGAGAUUCUGAAUAUUUUCCCCUCGACGUCCGAUUUGGGCCCCGUGGCGGCGUGCGAACUGCACAUCGUCGUUUCUGCGGAGGAAACGCUGAAGGUGUUGGAUGUCAUUCAGUACGACAGCAGCGGAAAAAUCAAAGCCGUCCGCGCAUACAAGGGGUAACUGUGCUGGGCUGUAAGAACGCAGCGAGAAGUGGAGUUUCAUCACCGCAGAAAGAUUUUUACGGUUCUGCGAAAGACGAGGUCUUGAUUCGAGAAAUGUCUCACUCACGAAUGUACCAAAAGGUAAGUAGCUAGUGUAGUUCUUGCCGCUGCGCCCAAACAUCAACUGACCCUCAAUUUUCUUUAGUCUUCUCGAUCAAUUGCAGCAACGUACGAACUGCAUAAAAAGGGACCACGGUGCGGCUUCUAUAGCAGUCGAGUCAUCGCUGUGAUAUCGAUCUUUUCAAGAAACACCAAUCGGAUGAUGAAUUCAUGUGCUGGCUAUUGAUUUGGCAGCGGAGCAAGUUGAAGAUGCAAGGAAGCAGCUCACCUCAUAACUAACUCUACC
Molecule: messenger RNA, 1312 nt
Organism: Amoebophrya sp. A120
Lineage: Eukaryota; Dinophyceae; Syndiniales; Amoebophryaceae
Source: the annotation of a GenBank genome assembly